UGUCAAAACACAGCCAAUUGUUUAGAUCUUUUUUUCGCUAGUUUGUGUUAUUCUUCUAGUUAAAUAUCCUAAUUUCCUGUCAAAAUAUCAUGGAAACGUAUCCCGACAAAUAUUUUGGAGAUCUUUACAUAGCUGGCAGACCGGGAGAGACACUUCGCAAUAUAAUUGGGAGCCCGAGCCUCAACGAACGAGAGCUCUACACAAAGGCAUUCGAAUACAUUCUACAAACAGAGUCGCCCGAAGUGAUAGCACGACAAAAAGAUGAAAUUUUAGCAACAUUAGAACAAUUUUCACAUUCAGGAGAAAUCAAAAUCCGAGCGAACUUGGCGGAUAAUUUGAUCAACCUUUGUUCAUCAUGUGUGACACAAUUGGAUCAAAGUUCAAGCUCCUUCGGGUCUGGAUUGUUGUGCACAGUGUUGGGAAUUGCUCUGAGAUACUUGUCUGAUUCAAUCAAAGUAACAGGAGGUGCCUACAAAACGAUCAUCUAUCUAAUCGAGAACGGAUUUCUCGAUGCGGCAAUAAUCGAACGUGCUGUUUGCCCCGUUGUCCUCGAGCUAUGCGACACGGAUCCCCUCACGAAGGAACCAAGCGAUCGUCAUGCAAAUGCCGUUGGUAUUAUUGCUAAAAUUGCUCCGAUUAUUGGACAACAGAAAACUCACGACUUGUUUUACGCCAAAUUCAUUGAGAUAUGCAAGAGUCACGUGUACUUUAUUCGCAAACAUUGUGCCAAAGUCUUUCCAAUUUUGUGCGAAGUUUUGGGAACGGCAACCACGGAGGAGAAAAUGCUUCCGAUUUUUAUAAGACUGUGCGAGGAUGAGAUUUGGGGCAUUCGGAAGGCGUGUGCGCAAGUUUUGCCCCAGAUGGCGUUGCUUGUGACGCUCGAGAGUCGCAGGAAAUAUUUGGUGCCCGUCAUGAAAAAGUUCAUUUUUGAUGAUAGCGAAUGGGUUAUCGUUACAGCGUUGAGGAGUCUCGGACAAUUCAUCGCUGCCUUCGCUCAACCCCAAAUCUACGGUCUCGCAUACGAUUAUUGCUUGGAUUUGUUCAUCACGAAUGCCGCAGAUGAGAAUUUCCGAAAUCCCGGACAACAACAUCAGCAACUUUUAUACGGAAAUCAACCCAAUGCUGCUGUAAUUCUUCACAAUUUGGAACAAUACGAGCGAAAAUUGGAAGAAUCGAUUCCGCCGCUCGCCCAAAGUUACGUGGAUGCCUUAAAAUCGCAAGAGGAAAAGACAAAUAUCGAGCAAUUUUUAUUCAAUAUCGUGUAUGCGAACCAAAUGGAUCCCCGUGAUCGCCGAAGCAGCGCAACUAGUGUCUCCGAGUCCGAUGAUACGGGAAUUUCUGUGUUGUCGGAGAGCACGAGUGGCAUCGGGAGUGACAUCUACAAGCGAUAUGAUACGCGAAAAAUGUAUGCGACACAACCACCGUCAUAUGGCGAGAAACCAAAGGCACCUGCGAGCAUCACGGAAGAUGAUGUCUUGGGGAAAUUCAUGAAAUUCUGUUCGCCGUUGAAAAAUAACUUUAUCGAUGGGCCCAUGAUGGAUUAUUCGCCGCAUACGAGAAAUUUUCAAGGCGAUAUGGAUAUGGAUUUGCAUCCGAGACUUUCGCGAAACGAUUGGGACAUCUUCGAUAGCGGCAAUUCGAGUAACAGUCGGAUGUCGUUCGGCAAUACGUAUGACUUGAGUAACAAAUCACAAAUGUCUUCCAGCAACAACAGUCAAGAGUCGUCGUCGUCACUUGACGAGGUGCAAUUACAACCGCUUCCGCCGCCAUUGGAGGAGGAUUCAGCCAAGGGAAUGGAGGAAGACAGUACAAACAACAAUCAGACGCCCGAAAAUACGUCGAAUAAUAAUGCACAAGGCACAACCGAGAAAAAUCUCGUCGAUAAUAACAACGAUAAUGUCUUCUUGGAUGACGAUGCGGCAAAUCUUCCGCCUCCGCCGCCAAUUCCGCAGUCAGAAACACCCCCGAACAAGACUUCCGAGGACCUUUCGGAGCUCGAUGAGUUCAAUUCGCAUCGUUAUUGGUACAUCCCGCCGCCCGAAGUUGUUCCCGAUCUCAAUUUGGUCAACUCCAAUACGCCAAGUGCUUCGGUUGACAUCAAAGAAGACCCCGCCUCGGAACUAAAACGUUCGCCAUCUGCUGAUUCAACGAUUUUAAUUGCAAGUGACAUGGAUGACACGCUCGAUAACACGGCGCUUUCGACAACGAGCGAGAAAAAAAAGUCCCGCAUGAGUUCCACGGACUUUUAUAACCCGGAUUUGACGGAAACUGAAUGGAGUUUGGUCGAAGAUUACAUUCACUUUUCCUCGAUUGACAACGAGAUGAUGUACCAAUGUGCUUAUUACUUCCCCGCUGUCAUUUUUACGCUCGGCAAGAGCUUUUGGCCUCUCAUGCAGUCCCAUUUUAUCGAGUUAUGCUACAAUUUGGAGACGUCAGUGCGCAAAACGAUGGCAGCAAGUAUCGCCCAAAUUGCGCUUUUGAUAGGCAGGGAACACACGACACGUGACUUGGUUGCUCCGUAUUUGGAAUUUUUCCGUGAGGCGGAUGAGAUUAAGAUGGAAGCUGUUAAAGCGAUGCCGACUUUUAUUAAAGUUGUUGAUCCGCAAGAGCACGAUCGGAUUUUGAGUCAACUGGGAAUGUGUUUGACGCCUCCGUUUAAGAAAGUUAAUUGGCGAUUGCGGGAAAUUGUUGGGCAACAAAUAAUUCAGCUUGUGAAGAUACAUGAGCAGAUCAACAAGGAGCAUUGUUUGCUGUAUUUGUUGGGAACGGCGAUGAAAUUGAUGACGGAUAAGUAUGAUUGCGUGCGAAAAGUGGGCGUUGAUGCGUUUGUCGAGAGCUUCCGGUAUGCCAAAGAGCAGCAGCAGCAACAACAAGUCCUGAAGUUUUUCAGUGAUUAUUUUGCGCAUCACAUUAACUGGAAGCGGCGUCAACUUUAUAUCAUUGCCGUCGAUAAAAUGCUCAUGACAAAUGCCGUUGAUGCAGAAAUAUUCCACAAACACGUUUUAGAAUAUUUGCUCAACCUAUCGACACAUCCCGUGCCCAAUAUUCGACUUUAUGCUGCAAAGUGUCUCAGUUAUACCGUAUUAGCAUGCUCAUAUUUCUCUCAAGAAUCCUUACACGAGAUGAUCGGUUUGCGCGUUUACGAAUUGAAGCAAGAUAAGGACCGAGAUGUGCGCGAAAACACAACUUUAACGAAUGUCAGCGAAGAAGUCCUCAAAUUGUCAGCAAUGUUGAACAAAAUGAACGCCUUGGAGAUACCGACAGAUGGAGAAGGCGCCGCCGCCGCAGCAGCAAAUGUCGAUCCAACCGAAGCAAAUGCGACGUUAGACACGACAACGACUUCCGAGGGUUCCGACACCAUCAUUCACAGUCUCUUGGAUAAGUUUUUGGAGGACCAAACGGAAAAAACUGACGAAUUGCCAAAAAAUGAUGAUGACUCAAAAGACGAAGAAAAAGAAGUUCAGGAGGAAAAAGAAGAACCAACUGCGACAACUGCUGAAGAAAAGGAGCCAGAAAAUGUCACCGAUCAAGAAGAAUGGUAGAAAAAUGAAAACUAAACAAUAUCUGUGAUUCAAGAAACAAACAAACAAACAAAAAAUUCGGUCCUCCUUUUGAGUUUAAAAAACGCAACUGAUGUUUUUUUUUGUUGUUGUCGCAAUCGUGUGCGAAUUUUUUUAGUCAAAAUUUUUAACUCUAACAUUGUUUUUCUGUAAAUCGGUCACUAAUCAUUGUCCUUCGUUACUUUCCCUUUUAAACAAACAAAAAAAUAUUAUUUUAUGUAUACAAAAACACACACAUCCAAAACAAGCCAAUAUUAAAAAAUAGCCCCUAAGUGAAAAAAAAAAUAAAUCGAUCCAAUUCAAAUAGUGAUAAGAACAGUUUUUUAUCCGUAACUAGCAAAAAUUAAUCGUAAAAAGUCUUUGAUACAAUAAAAAAUUAAAUAAAAAUAAAUAAAAUUUUGUAACGAUUCGUAAAUUUAAAAAAAAAAUAAAGAAAAUGAAAGGAAAUCAGAAUCAACCUUUAAGACUUAAUACAAGUUUGCCUAAUUUUUUAUCAAAAAC
This is a messenger RNA of Culicoides brevitarsis, 4061 nucleotides long. Its product is annotated as serine/threonine-protein phosphatase 4 regulatory subunit 1-like. Gene Ontology annotation, biological process: protein dephosphorylation. The record is from RefSeq and is a predicted model, not a curated record. Gene Ontology annotation, molecular function: protein phosphatase regulator activity. The transcript is spliced from 9 exons. Lineage: Eukaryota; Metazoa; Arthropoda; Insecta; Diptera; Ceratopogonidae. Bases 90 to 3542 code for a protein of 1150 amino acids.